Molecule: messenger RNA, 2088 nt
Organism: Venturia canescens
Lineage: Eukaryota; Metazoa; Arthropoda; Insecta; Hymenoptera; Ichneumonidae
Product: neprilysin-2-like
Exons: 9
Coding region: 1-2088 (695 amino acids)
Biological process (GO): proteolysis
Cellular component (GO): plasma membrane
Molecular function (GO): metalloendopeptidase activity
Source: RefSeq, a predicted model, not a curated record
AUGGAUUCUCGGUCAACAGUCACCGCGAUUUUCACAUUUUUUGUGGGCAUCGCGGUAACCACUGGUCAACUUGACGGUCGGAAUCUGACGGAGUUCAGCUCAGUGCAGUCUUGCGAUACUGAGCCUGAAAGUAUUUAUGCAGCAACGAGGAUCCUGAAGAAUAUGAAUUCCAAGGCGAAUCCCUGCGACGAUUUCUACGAGUUCGUUUGCGGCAAUUACUUGCCGUCGGACCCCACGUCCGAAUUGGAUUUCUUCACCGAUCCGCCUGUCGAAGGCCAGCUAGAAGUGGAUUUACGUUUGCAACGGAUCAUACAGGAUAUCGACAGAGUAAAAGCACCAAAGGCAUUUGCUGACAUGAAAAUUUCUUACGAAAAUUGUGUGGAGGACGAAUUGAAUGUACAGAGCGAAUCAACGCUCGAUGUGACUGGUUACGUUGCCGCGGAGUGGAAAUCCCUGUCCGAUGAUCAAUGGGAUGAAGAAUUAUUCGAUCCUCACUUGGCAAAUCCGUAUUUAUUUAAGUUUCUUGAAAGGACAAACAGCGAUGGGAAUAAGACUUUGGAGCUGGUGAUUAAACCUUCGCCAAUUCACUGGGCUCACCUCAAAGAAGGCACGUCUAACCGAGUAGUCCAAGCGUAUUCGGACUACAUGAUGGACCUUUUCGAUCAUCUGGGUGUCGAUGAUAAGCUGGAGGAAUUUGACCUGAAAGAAAUUCUAACGACCGAAAUAGAACUGGCGAAAAUUGUGUUUCCGGAAAAUGGGAAUCGUGACGUUAAGCACCGAUACACUCGAACCACUUUGGAAGGAUUGAACAAUCUGUAUCCAGAGUUAUUACGGAAAACAAAAUUAAGAAAAAACCCUGAUUCUGUGAUCGAAAUAAAAAUCGAUCCAGACAUAAUCAGCAAAUUGGGUGAAUGGAUUGUCACAAAGCCUAAAAGAGCUUUAGCUUUUUGGACGAAAUGGCGAUGGACGAUGAACGAAGUCAAAUACAUACAUUAUUCGUACACAACUCAUGAAAUGAAAAUGCUCUUUCGUCAUUAUUACAAUAAUGUUGGGGAUGAACCCAGGUGGAGAAAAUGCCUUGAGCGAGUUCAUUCGGAAUCCCCAUUUUUACUCGAUCUUUUGUAUUAUGGACAAUACAUAAAGCCAAAUGUCGUAAAAGAUUCCUCUGAGAUAUUUGCUAAGGUGAAACAACAAUUUAUUGGAUUUGUCGAAAAGUCUAAUGGGUUUCAUGACAGUGUGAAACAAAUCGCUCUCGCAAAAAUCGAGAAGAUAAAAAACGAUUUUGAUGUUUACGAGAGCUUCAUGCUCGAUGAAAAUGUUGACUCUUCUUAUUGUGACCUCAAAUUGUCGGACGGUUUAUUAAGGGAAAAUAGAGUCAAUGUGACUAAGUUAUUAACGGAGUUUGAUCGAUUGUCAAAUUCCGAGGAAGAGAAGAAGACGAAAUGGAAUUUCGUACAAACGGUUGCUAAAUACAUUCAGGAAUCCAUUAUUUUGAAUGUUGGUGCGGCAUUAUAUACCGACAAUUUUUACAAUAUCAAAGGACCGAAGGCUUGGAAUUAUGGAGCUUUUGGUUAUAAGAUCGGUCAGCAAUUCGCUCACAGUCUUGACGAUUCGAAUAGACUUUAUAACGCAAGUGGUGUUUUCGAAGAAUGGUGGGAUUUCGAAAGUAACGAAACGUUUAUCGAGCGCACCGAGUGCUUUGUCGAACAGUAUCGAAACUACGGGUUCGUUGAGACAGGAAUUCCUCUCAAAAGUAUGACGCUUUUGAACGAGCAUAUUGCCGAUAACGUAGGUGUUAAGUUGGCAUACUUCGCCUACGAUAAAUGGUUGCGAGAAAAUAAUCUGGAAAAAAGAUUGCCUGGACUGGCUUAUACGCCAAGGCAAAUGUUCUGGAUCAGUAAAGCCAACAGCGAGUGUGCCCACGUAUAUCGACUUCAGUACCUGAGGGCUCGUGAUUUUAGGGAAAGUCACACUUUGGAAAAACUACCACUCAAUAUCGCAUUAGCAAAUAUGCCAGAAUUCGCGACGGAUUUCAAGUGCAGUUCAGAUUCUAAAAUGAAUCCCUCGACAAGGUGUACCAUGUGGUAG